Messenger RNA from Pistacia vera, 1652 nucleotides. Its product is annotated as calcium-dependent protein kinase 11. The transcript is spliced from 7 exons. The record is from RefSeq and is a predicted model, not a curated record. The coding region runs from base 73 to 1590 and encodes 505 amino acids. Gene Ontology annotation, biological process: intracellular signal transduction; peptidyl-serine phosphorylation; protein autophosphorylation. Gene Ontology annotation, molecular function: calcium ion binding; ATP binding; calcium-dependent protein serine/threonine kinase activity. Gene Ontology annotation, cellular component: nucleus; cytoplasm. NCBI's taxonomy places the organism in Eukaryota, Viridiplantae, Streptophyta, Magnoliopsida, Sapindales, Anacardiaceae.
AACACAACAGAUCCCAUUUUCUUUCUUUCUUUCUUUCCUUCAAUCUGCAUUUUCAUUUUCAAAAUUUCCCAGAUGAAACCCUCACAGUCCUCCUCCACCAAGCCGUCCAACACGGUCCUCCCCUACCAGACGCCGCGUUUGCGGGACCAUUACCUCCUCGGGAAGAAGCUUGGGCAGGGUCAAUUCGGGACGACCUAUUUGUGUAUAGACAAAGAAACGAACGACCAUUACGCCUGCAAAUCGAUUCCUAAACGGAAGCUUCUUUGCCGCGAGGAUUACGACGAUGUGUGGCGGGAAAUUCAGAUCAUGCACCACUUGUCGGAACACCCAAACGUGGUGCGGAUCAAGGGGACGUAUGAGGACUCCGUGUUUGUGCACUUGGUGAUGGAGCUGUGCGCUGGCGGGGAGCUGUUUGAUAGAAUUGUGGCGAAGGGGCAAUACAGUGAGAGGGAGGCGACGAAGUUGAUUAAGACCAUUGUGGCUGUUGUGGAGGCGUGUCAUUCGCUUGGGGUUAUGCAUAGAGAUCUUAAGCCUGAGAAUUUCUUGUUUGAUACUCCCGGGGAUGAUGCCAAGCUUAAAGCUACGGACUUUGGAUUGUCUGUGUUUUAUAAGCCAGGACAAGCUUUGUCUGAUGUGGUUGGAAGUCCCUAUUAUGUGGCACCUGAAGUUUUGCUUAAGCAUUAUGGUCCUGAAAUAGAUGUAUGGAGUGCUGGUGUUAUCCUUUACAUCUUAUUAAGUGGAGUUCCUCCUUUUUGGGCGGAAACUGAAUCAGGAAUCUUCAAACAGAUCUUGCAAGGCAAACUAGAUUUUCAUUCUGAUCCAUGGCCUAACAUAUCAGACAGUGCCAAAGAUUUGAUUAAAAAGAUGCUUGAGAGGGAUCCAAGGAAAAGAAUUACUGCUCAUGAAGUGCUAUGUCACCCCUGGAUUGUGGAUGACAAAGUUGCUCCUGAUAAACCAUUGGAUUCUGCAGUUUUGUCACGCUUGAAGCACUUCUCAGCAAUGAAUAAACUGAAAAAGAUGGCUCUGCGUGUCAUAGCAGAAAGACUUUCUGAGGAAGAAAUUGGUGGUCUGAAAGAGUUGUUCAAAAUGAUUGACACAGACAACAGUGGGACAAUAACACUUGAGGAACUUAAGGCUGGUUUGAAAAGAGUGGGAUCUCAACUGAUGGAAUCUGAAAUUAAGACUCUUAUGGAAGCGGCUGAUAUUGACAACAAUGGAACACUAGAAUAUGGUGAAUUUAUUGCUGCUACCUUGCACUUAAAUAAGAUGGAGAGAGAAGAGAAUUUAAUUGCAGCUUUCUCCUUUUUUGACAAAGAUGGGAGUGGUUACAUAACUGUUGAUGAGCUUCAACAGGCUUGCAAAGAGUUUGGUCUUGGUGAUGUUCAUCUGGAUGAAAUAGUCAAAGAAAUUGAUCAAGACAACGACGGGAGAAUAGAUUAUGCUGAGUUUGCCGCAAUGAUGAGAAAGGGCGAUAGCGAAGUCGGGAGAAGCAGAACUAUGAGAAACAAUUUGAACUUCAAUCUAGCCGACGCCUUUGGAGUAAAUGAACCAACGACAGUAAAGGAAUCAACAACUGAAGCUACUGACUGAGAGCAUAUCUUUCAUAUAGUCAGGGAACGCGCUACUACCCGAAAAAAAAAAAAAAAAAAAAA